This is a messenger RNA of Pocillopora verrucosa, 671 nucleotides long. The record is from RefSeq and is a predicted model, not a curated record. Lineage: Eukaryota; Metazoa; Cnidaria; Anthozoa; Scleractinia; Pocilloporidae.
CGCCAGUGGAAGGGGAAGGCAAACAACUGUGAAACAAGAAAAGCGAACGACCAAGUCCAAAAUGCCGACGUGGUUUACUCUAAGGAUGCCCUGUCCUGUGCUUGGAUGCAAUAACUCGCGAAACGAUAUGAUUUUGAACUGGGUUUGUGCCCAGGACAAAACGACCAUGUACAUUAGCGAGGAAGGGAGACUCGCGUGUCGCAACAGUCAUAACGACAAAAUCGCCAACUGGAAGUUUGACUGUGGAGAUCGCUCGUCUUACGGACCUCAUCGAAGCAACCACUUCGUUGCAGCUGAUUACCAAGGAUUUGCGCACGCAAUGUCCAUCGCAGUGGCGAAUUCAACUGUGGCAGGGGCUGAGUGGGUCGUAAAACUCAUGAUGAAUUUGAAGGAACAGUAUGGGGCCUGAUGAUCAGUUGGAUCCUUGUGGAGUUAAAAGCCAACUAUUGUAAUAGCAUUAUGAUUCAGUAGAAUAAAUGUGUGCAUGUGGGACUCGUUCGAAAAUGUAUGAUGUUAUUUUGAAGUGGGAGCCGGCAUUAUCAGUCAGUUUUUAGUCGACAUAGAGUAGGACCCGAACAGGAUGUCCGUUUUUUUAGUACUUUUUGGUAAUUUCCUUUCUUAGUAUUAGAUAAUAAUUGUUGUAAAACUACAAUUUUUGGAUAAUAAACGAG